AUGCAGAUGUUCCCUGCACGGCCUCACGGACCCUACGGAUGUUCAGUGCGUCCACAGGCUUCUCUCCAGCCGGACUACAGCAGCAGUUCAUGUCUGGCCACAGCUGCAAAACCCAGCGCGGGGAAAUCGUUCACCAUUGACGCUCUUCUCGCCAAACCUGACAACACCGAAAACACCAAGACGAGUCUAUUUCAGGGCUCAUUAAACCCUGCGCCAGCACCACCAGGUCUCUUUCUGCACGCCGGACACAUGUGUCCUUCUCCAUUUCCUCACUACCUGUACAGCCCGGCUGUGAUGCACACACAAUCCAGCUUUCCAGUGUACUGCUGUCCGCCCUACGGAUACCAGACAACAUGCCCAGGAACUGUUUACGCACAAGGUGCCACACCGUCUAAAGCAGGAGUUCACUCGCACUACAAGCACAAAGGCGGGAAAUCAAAGCGGAUGCGCACAAGUUUCACUUCCGAGCAGCUGUCCCGCUUGGAGAAGGAGUUUGCGCGCCAGCAGUACAUGGUGGGAUCAGAGCGCUUCCUGCUUGCAUCCGCACUCCAGCUCACCGAGGCGCAGGUCAAAGUUUGGUUCCAGAACAGGCGCAUCAAGUGGAGAAAGCAGAGUCUUGAGCAACAGCAGGCCAAACUGGCCAAACUGGGACUCGUGGUUCCGCCAAAAAGCCCCGGAUCUCAAGGCCGUGAGGAUGAAGGAGACGAGGACGAGCACGAUUUCACAGAGGACUCUGAUGUUGACAUUGAUGACUCCCUGCACGCCUGA
This is a messenger RNA of Neoarius graeffei (lesser salmon catfish), 768 nucleotides long. RefSeq names its product notochord homeobox (gene noto). The record is from RefSeq and is a predicted model, not a curated record. Bases 1 to 768 code for a protein of 255 amino acids. The transcript is spliced from 3 exons. Gene Ontology annotation, molecular function: DNA binding; DNA-binding transcription factor activity, RNA polymerase II-specific. NCBI's taxonomy places the organism in Eukaryota, Metazoa, Chordata, Actinopteri, Siluriformes, Ariidae. Gene Ontology annotation, biological process: neuron differentiation; central nervous system development; regulation of DNA-templated transcription.